Messenger RNA from Fomitiporia mediterranea MF3/22, 897 nucleotides. RefSeq lists its product as uncharacterized. The record is from RefSeq and is a predicted model, not a curated record. Gene Ontology annotation, biological process: peptidyl-threonine phosphorylation. The transcript has 5 exons. The annotation marks the transcript as partial. Gene Ontology annotation, molecular function: protein serine/threonine kinase activity. Lineage: Eukaryota; Fungi; Basidiomycota; Agaricomycetes; Hymenochaetales; Hymenochaetaceae. Gene Ontology annotation, cellular component: cytoplasm.
GACGUCCUUUUCCUCCUGGAUGCUACAGCAAGCAUGGAUCCAUACAUCAAAAGCGCGAAGGAGCGUAUUAUCGAGAUUUGUACAAUCUUGAAUGCUUCAGGUCGAUUGGAACAAGACGAUGGUCUUCAAAUGGGGCUCCUUGCGUAUCGAGACUAUCCUGAGAGAGACACCGAAUUCGUGAUCAAGCCUCACUCAUUCACGUUCGACGUGCGCGAUAUAAAGGACCAGCUGCACAACCUCAAUACGAAGACGAAUGCUGAUCUGGCUGAAGCAUUUAGAACGGCAUUGGACUACGCACUGACAAAGAUGCAAGGAUGGAGAAGGGAUGCAGUAAAGGUAAUUAUUGUUGUAACAGACGCUGCUCCACAUGGCAUUAAAGAGAAUCGCAAUACGGACCGCUACCCUAACGAUGGGCCUGAAGGUAGGGAGUCCAACGAACUCAGAGACCCUCUUGAUCUUGCGAUAUCGAAGGCAGAUGAAAAGUACUCUAUCGUUGUACUUGCAUGUGAGCCAACGCUGAGUAAACAGACGGAAUACGCGAUAGAUUUCUACAGAGCACUGGCAGACUUGUCGCUAGGGGUAUACUUGCCGCUAACCGACCAUAGGGCGCUUUCGACGCUUAUCCUUGGUUCUCUUCUAGAGAAAAUGGAUCUGAAAAGGUUAAGCGAUAAAUAUCGGGAGGACAUCUUGAAGCGUGUUCUCAAGGAGGGCGCACCAGUUGAAUCGGUCAUUGAUGAACUCCAUGAAAAACUGCAGAACGAAGGCGAACACGUCAUGUCCGUCAAGUCAAGCAAUCCCUAUAAUGACAGCGACGAGUCAAUUCACAACUAUAAAACUUUUCUGAGUGCAGAUACUCUUAAGGAUGCAAGGGAAUCUUUGAAGGUACGCACUUUCUAG